GAGUUUGCAAUUACGUAAUUGCCCUUCAAUAAAGGGCAAGGUGUCUUCAGUCUUCAGGCACUCAUUCCUCUCAUCUCAUCUCUCUACUCUGCGCAAGCCACAGCUCCACGCCUCUCAUCUCUUCUCUCAGUUCUGCCUCUCCUUGCGCGUAGAGAUUUGAUCAACAAAACACCAAGCAACACCGAUUUGCUACCAAAAACCACCAGAUGGGUAAAAACACCACUUCCAACUCCGAGGCAAACAAAACAAGAGCAGAAUGGGGAGAUCCAAGUUGGACAACUACUUUUUGUAACCUUUGUGUGGAAGAGAUUGAAGUUGGGAAUAAAGGAAUCUUUGCUGCCUUAAGUGCCAAAGGUUGGAGCAAUUUAGUAAUCAAAUUUUGUGAUAAGACCGGUCUAAACUAUGAUAAGGAACAAUUAAAAUGUAGGUGGGAUGUAUUAAAAGCAGAUUGGAGAGUGUGGGAAAAAUUGAAGGGUUUUGACACAAAUUUAGGUUGGGAUGUAGUGAAGGGAACAAUUGAUGCUAGUGAUGAUUGGUGGGACAUGAAGUUGAAGGAAGUACCCAAAGCUUCAAAAUUUCGACAUAAAGGUCUACAGAAUCUACAACAACUUGAUAGAAUGUUUAGGGAUGUUGCAGCAACUGGAGCAGAACUCAUGUAGUACAAAUUUUUUUUUUUUAUAUUUUUAUGUAGUACAAUUUAAACUUGGAUUAUUGAUAUGUAUUUUAUUAUCUUUUUACAUUUUUAUGUAGUACAAUUUAAACUUGGAUUAUUGGUGUAUAUUUUAUCAUCUUUUU
Messenger RNA from Quercus robur (English oak), 795 nucleotides. Its product is annotated as L10-interacting MYB domain-containing protein-like. The record is from RefSeq and is a predicted model, not a curated record. NCBI's taxonomy places the organism in Eukaryota, Viridiplantae, Streptophyta, Magnoliopsida, Fagales, Fagaceae. The coding region runs from base 207 to 659 and encodes 150 amino acids. The transcript is spliced from 4 exons.